UUGUUAUUAUUUGCAAUAGCAUCAGUGGCGCAUAAUGGAAAAAGUGAAAAUGAGCUGUUCAGAAACUGGGGCUCAGCUGCUAGCUCGUCUUGGAAGUCGACCAGAUAUUUCAAAGGUGGAGCCAAUAUUGUUUCCUAUGGGACUUAAAGGAAAAGACGUGUUGGAGCUUUAUGGAAGUGAAGGCUGUGGCAAAACAGAAAUGCUUCUACAUAUAGCCUGCUCCUUAAUUCUUCCUAAAACAUGGAGAGGAUGGAACUUCGGUGGAUGUGGAGCAAGUUUAAUUUUUAUUGAUACAGACUAUAAGUUUUCAAUUCUACGUCUUGUAACUUUAUUGGAAAAAAGAAUAACGCAUUUUGUAGAACACAACCAACAGGUGACUUUGUCUGAAAAUUCAGAAGCAACCUUCAAUCCAACCUCAAGGGAUAUAGAAGUUGUUAUAAAAGAGUCUUUGGAACGUUUGAAUGUUCUUCAGUGUAAAAGCAGCUUACAGCUUCUCGCUACCUUGCAUAGUCUUGAAGCCAGAAUUAGUACCAAUCCUGAUAUCUGUGUGAUUAUGAUUGACAGUAUUUCUGCGUUUUAUUGGCUUGACAGAUGUACUGGAGGGGAAAGUGUGACAGCUCAGGAGACUGUCAUGAAUCUGAUUGUUGACAUUCUCUCGCACCUUGUCAAUGAUUAUAACUUAGUACUUUUGGCUACAAAAUCUGCAUAUUUUAAACGGAAAGUGAAAGAAUCAGAAAAGGGAGAUUGCAUUGGUAUUCUGGACAUGGACCAUUCAGAAUUUCUUUCUCGUAAUUGGUCUCGAUUUGUUAAACACAGACUUAUACUGAAGAAAGACGUCAAUAGUAGUAACGCGGUACAGUUUAGUGUGAACUCGUCAUCUUGGCAGAAAAAGUUUAUUGUUGCUGAAAACGGAAUUUCAAUUGUUUAAUAAGUGAAAAUUAAAUGCUAUU
Messenger RNA from Mizuhopecten yessoensis (Yesso scallop), 950 nucleotides. RefSeq names its product DNA repair protein XRCC2-like. Lineage: Eukaryota; Metazoa; Mollusca; Bivalvia; Pectinida; Pectinidae. Gene Ontology annotation, molecular function: four-way junction DNA binding; ATP binding; ATP-dependent DNA damage sensor activity. The transcript has 2 exons. The coding region runs from base 35 to 928 and encodes 297 amino acids. Gene Ontology annotation, biological process: DNA strand invasion; double-strand break repair via homologous recombination. Gene Ontology annotation, cellular component: centrosome; Rad51B-Rad51C-Rad51D-XRCC2 complex; replication fork. The record is from RefSeq and is a predicted model, not a curated record.